Molecule: messenger RNA, 3904 nt
Organism: Periophthalmus magnuspinnatus
Lineage: Eukaryota; Metazoa; Chordata; Actinopteri; Gobiiformes; Gobiidae
Gene: slc25a46
Product: solute carrier family 25 member 46
Exons: 10
Coding region: 342-1520 (392 amino acids)
Biological process (GO): axon development; mitochondrial fission; mitochondrial membrane fission
Cellular component (GO): mitochondrial outer membrane
Source: RefSeq, a predicted model, not a curated record
GGAGGGACCGAGGUGUACGAGGAGCAGAGUGAGACAGGAUCCUACCAGGGCCGAGGUGCACGAGCAGGGGAGGUCCGGAGCUGGUUCCCGGCGGAUUCCUGGAGGAAAAGGGAUAAGGUUCCGAUCAGCCAGAGCAGACACAGAUCCAAAGCAGUGUAAAGCCAAGAGCCUAGUCACGCGCAGUUCCUCUCCUCGCCGCUGGGGGCAGGAGCGCGCUUGACCCCCUCAGGGAAACACAGGGGUCUGUUUCCUGCGCAGGUGCAUCGCUCUGAGCCUGAACCUCCUCCUGAACCUCCUCCUGAACCUCCUCGAAUGCUCCUCCACUGAGCUCCUCCGCAGACAUGGCGUCCCGGCGGCCCGACAGCUUCGACGGGCUGGGCUACAGGCUGGCCCCGGACCCGCAGCUCCAGUAUCGGGUCACGACUCCCCCGGACAUCCCGGGCAGCCGCAACCUGCACCGGAGCCCGCAGUACGAGGACCCGGGGACAGAGGCCGGAGCCUACAGAGGAGCGGCCGGCUGGGACGCACCGCAGCCCGGCGUCCCUCCCUCCGAGCAGCUGAAUCGAUUCGCCGGCUUUGGAAUCGGACUCGUCAGUUUGUUCACGGAGAACGUCCUGGCUCAUCCCUGUAUCGUGUUUCGCCGCCAGUGUCAGGUGAAUGUCCACGCUCACUGUUAUCACCUGACUCCCUUCAGCGCCGUGUCCGUCAUGUACAGCAUCAGUAAAGCCCAGGGCGUGCGUUCUCUGUGGAAGGGCAUGGGCAGCACGUUCAUCGUUCAUGGCGUGACUCUCGGCGCCGAGGGCAUCAUCAGCGAGUUCACGCCAUUGCCGCGGGAACUUCCUCAUCGCUGGAGCUGGAAACAGUUGGCUGGACACCUCCUGCUCAAAGGCCUGACGGCGGUGGUGGCGUUGCCGUUUUACUGCUCCAGCCUCAUAGACACGGUGCAGAGUGAGAUUGUGCGUGACGACUCGUCCUCUCUGCUCGACUGCCUGCGGGAGGCGCUGUCUCGGGUCCUGGGCAUCGGCGCUCCUCACAGUCGUCGUCUGCUGCCGCUGAGCUCGCUGCUCUUCCCCGCCGCGCUGCACGCCGUCCUCAAGUACUGCGUCUCCACCUGUGUCCAGAGGGUGGCGCUGUGGCUGCUGCAGAGGCGCCGUAAGGAAGAUGCGUGUGACCCUCUGGACUCGUACUUCGUGGACUUGGCGUCGCAGUGGGCCGGCUCGCUCUUCUCGGACGUGCUGUGUUUUCCUCUGGAGACGGUUUUGCACCGUUUGGCGCUGCAGGGCACCCGUACCAUCAUCGACCACACGGAGCAGGGGGGCGCUCUUCAGGUCCUGCCCGUGAACACGCAGUACGACGGUUUCUCCGACUGCCUCUCCUCCGUGCGACACAAAGAGGGCGCCGCCUCCUUCUAUCGCGGCUUCGGCGCUCUGACCGCGCAGUACGCGCUGCACGCCGCGCUGCUAGCUCUGAGCCGCGCCGCGCUCAGGCUAACCAUGGACGGCAAGGCGCUGCGGGCGUGACGGCGAUAUGCAAAUGAGGCCACGCCCAAACACGGCCCAAAGGAAGAGACUUCAUGUGUUUAGUCGAUUUAUCCAGAUGUUAAUUUAAAACUGUAGAUCUGCAAUAAAUGAACUCACCAAAUACAACGAACACGUGGAACAACCACCAGACGAGUCGAUUCCACAAAAAGACACAAACACGACAAAGACACAAACACGACAAAGACACAAACACGACAAAGACACAAACACGACAAAGAAACACAAACACGACAAAGACACAAACACGACAAAGACACAAACACGACAAAGACACAAACACGACAAAGACACAAACACGACAAAGACACAAACACGACAGAGACACAAACACGACAGAGACACAAACACGACAGAGACACAAACACGACAGAGACACACAAACACGACAAAGACACACAAACACGACAAAGACACACAAACACGACAAAGACACACAAACACGACAAAGACACAAACACGACAGAGACACAAACACGACAAACACGACAAAGACACAAACACGACAAAGACACAAACACGACAAACACGACAAAGACACAAACACGACAAAGACACAAACACGACAAAGACACAAACACGACAAAGACACAAACACGACAAAGACACAAACACGACAAAGACACAAACACAACAAACACGACAAAGACACAAACACGACAAAGACACAAACACGACAAAGACACAAACACGACAGAGACACAAACACGACAAAGACACAAACACGACAAAGACACACAAACACGACAAAGACACACAAACACGACAAAGACACACAAACACGACAAAGACACAAACACGACAAAGACACAAACACGACAAAGACACACAAACACGACAGAGUUUGUGUGAUCAGAGCUGUGUGUUUAAAGCUCCAUGUUCCUCUUUUCUCUGAUCGGUUCUAAUGUCGUUUCCUCGUCACACACAGACCUGGAGUUGUGUUUUUGUUUCAUUCUCACAUGUUUAACACAAACCUGCAGAUUUAGGCUGAGUUCUUCUCUCAAACUGAAAACACUGUUCCACCUUGUGAUGUCAUCAUGUGGUGAUACAGGAAGUGCUCCACUGUGUUUUUAAACUCCACCUUCACUAGAACCAUUUGGAUCAUUUCAGUCCUGGAGUUGUCUCUUAUCUCGACUGAACUAAAGGUAAAAGGAGGAGUUAAUGUGAAAACUACCACUUGAUGACAUCACAAGGUGGAACGUCGUAUUUUGAUCUUUGUAGAUGUAACAGACUAAUAAUAAAGUGACUCAAACAUGUGAAUGAAACAAAACACAACUCCAGUGUGUUUUUGAGGAGGUCACAGGGGUCAGGGGUCAGUCUGAUGUUGGACCUGUAAACGUCCCUCCUCUUCUUCUUCUGUUUUAUUGUUCUUGUGACUUGAGCUCCCUCUUGUGGUUGUGGUGAAUUCUGGGAUAUGAAGUCAAAAUGUGCCAAGUGUGAAAAGCAAACGAAAUCUUAAAUUCAGAUUAGACAUGUUCAGACGUGUAAAUGUGAAACUCCACUGUGUGCGCCGCAGACUCCGGGGGUCAGGGGUCAGGGACGGGUCAGGGGGCGGGUCAGGGGGCGGGUCAGGGGAUCAGACACUUUGUGGGAAAUCCGCCAUCUUUGUUUUGGGCAGGGAAAAACUCCACAGAGAAGCUUUAGCCAAAACAAAAUGGAGAGAAUGAUCCGUGGGUCAGACCUGGUCAGAGGACGUGACUCUGUGUGGUACAGCGCCCCCCACAGGACGGACCGCUCAUUUUACUAAAACACACGUCACUACAUUUAAGAUCUGACUCCAGUUUACAGAUUGUUUUCCAGUUUGGCUGUUUCAGAUGUGACUUCCUGGUUUGAAAUCAUGACAUCACCCUGGGGAAUUUAUUACAGUUUAUAUUUAAUCUUUUCUUCACAAACCGUUUCUUUAUUUGUGUAAAAGUAUCAUUUAUAUUUAAACACUUUUAUUCAGAUUAAGGAGAAAUAAGAGAAACGUUUUGAUGAUUAACACACAGACUGUUUAUAUAAAUGUUCCAAACAGGAAGUGAUCAUGUCGCACUUCCUGCUCCAUCGACUCUUUGUCCAGUUCACUCUCUGUGUAUAAACAGCGCCCCCUCUGUCCUCUCUCUGUCCUCUCUCUGUCUCUUCAGACUCAUUCUGGUCUUAAAUGUUCGUAUUAACCCUCUACAUGAUCCUGGGUUUUUUAUUUCACUAUUGUGUCUGUAAAUCAACAUAACCAGAGUCUGUGCAGUGACUCAACAUGAACACAGAAGAAAGACGAGUAAAAAAAAAAAAAAAAAAUAAUAAUAAUAAUAAUAAUGUCCCUUUGAGCUGCUUCAAACCUCAGUCUGCAGUGUCCACAGUCAGAGUUUUUCAUUUAAGAUCUAACAAAA